Oldenlandia corymbosa var. corymbosa is the source of this 2716-nucleotide messenger RNA. Lineage: Eukaryota; Viridiplantae; Streptophyta; Magnoliopsida; Gentianales; Rubiaceae. The record is from the annotation of a GenBank genome assembly.
AUUGCUUUUUGCAGAGAGAGAAUGCAGUAGCGAAGAAGAAGAGGAAGGGCUGAAAGAAGACCUUUUUUUCUCCAUUUGGCGCCCAAAGAUUCGGAUUCCCACCUCUACCCUUCUUCCUUUCCUUAAAUUACCCCCCAAAUUCCUUCUCCGUCGUCGUCUCUUCCGAUUCCCCGCGACUCUUCCCUUUCACUUCCUUCAAGUUCCGGCGCUGUGUUAUUUUUUAUAUGUGAACUAUCAUUACGUCUCUCUGCAAUUUUACUUAAUUUGGAACAUUGUGGCUUAAAGUCAGCCGGAAGAUAUGGUUACCGACGAGCAGUUAUCGGCUAUUAAAGUAGUAUUCGAGUCUAAUGGAGUUAUUUUCUAGAGCUUAUGUUGCUAGUUGAUUGCGUUUUGGUGAAUUUUGGUGAGUUUUAGUUGUUUUGGGGUUUGAUGAAAAAAGGCGCUUUCUUUUUUAGGGUGCGAAAGUGCUAAUGGUGGGUGCCGGCGGUAUUGGAUGUGAGCUGCUCAAGACACUUGCUCUGUCUGGUUUUCAAGACAUUCACAUCAUUGACAUGGACACCAUUGAAGUGAGUAACCUGAACAGGCAAUUUUUAUUUCGGCAAUCACAUGUUGGGCAAUCUAAAGCCAAAGUUGCUCGUGAUGCGAUUUUAAAAGUUAGGCCUAAUAUUAACAUCACACCGUACCAUGCAAAUGUUAAGGAUCCGGAUUUCAAUGUUGAUUUUUUUAAGGAAUUCAGUGUUGUUCUAAAUGGGCUUGACAAUUUAGAUGCCAGACGGCAUGUAAAUCGUCUCUGCUUAGCUGCUGGUGUUCCCUUAGUUGAAAGCGGAACAACUGGAUUUCUGGGACAGGUAACUGUGCAUGUGAAAGGCAAAACUGAGUGUUAUGAAUGCCAGCCUAAACCAGCUCCGAAAACCUAUCCAGUCUGUACUAUCACAAGCACUCCAUCAAAGUUUGUUCACUGUAUUGUGUGGGCAAAGGACCUUCUAUUUGCUAAACUAUUUGGGGACAAGAAUCAGGAAAAUGAUCUGAACGUACGUUCUACAGAUUCAUCUGGCUCAUCCGAACAUGUAGAAGAUGUGUUUGAAUGGAAAAAGGAUGAAGAUAUUGAAGCCUAUGGGAAGAGAGUUUAUGAUCAUGUUUUUGGCUAUAAUAUUGAAGUAGCUUUGUCAAAUGAAGACUCAUGGAAAAACCGUAAUAAGCCAAGGCCUAUAUAUAUUAAAGAUGUUGCACUUACUGAAGUGACACAACAAAAUGGAGAUCCCGAUAAAACUUCUGUAUCUGGUGAUCCAUUGUCAGUAUCUGCAAUGACAAUCCUAGGUUUGAAAAAUCCUCAAGAUGUAUGGGGCCUAGCUGAAAAUUCAAAAGUGUUCCUCGAAGCUUUAAAACUAUUCUUCUUGAAAAGGGCGAAGGAGAUAGGAAACUUGAGCUUUGAUAAGGACGAUCAGUUGGCUGUAGAAUUUGUAACAGCUGCAGCAAAUAUUCGUGCAGCUUCGUUUGGAAUUCCAUUACAUAGCCUUUUCGAGGCAAAAGGUAUUGCCGGAAAUAUUGUGCACGCUGUUGCAACCACUAAUGCUAUCAUUGCUGGGUUGAUCGUGAUUGAGGCCAUCAAAGUGCUGCAAAAUAAUGAGAAAAAUUACAGAAUGACAUAUUGUCUUGAGCAUCCAGCGAGAAAGAUGCUUCUUAUGCCAGUUGAGCCUUUUGAGCCCAAUAAAUCAUGCUAUGUUUGUUCUGAGACUCCUUUGUGGCUAGAGAUCAAUACCAAGCGCUCAAAGUUGAGGGACCUAGUUGAAAAGAUAGUAAAAGCAAAACUUGGCAUGAAUCUGCCUUUGAUUAUGCAUGGAUCAGCCCUUCUUUAUGAGGUUGGUGACGAUCUUGAGGAGGAUAUGGUUGCCAAUUACACAGCUAAUCUUGAAAAGGUGCUCGCUGAACUACCUUCUCCUGUCACUGGUGGUACAAUUCUCACUGUUGAGGAUCUUCAACAAGAAUUAACAUGCAACAUUAAUAUCAAGCAUAGAGAGGAGUUUGAUGAGGAAAAAGAACCUGAUGGAAUGGUUUUAUCCGGAUGGACUCAACCUGUUGUUUCAAAGAAUGGCGACAUGUCGAAAGAGAACGGUGCUAGUACGUCAAACACAUCUCAAGCUGUUUCUGUGGAGGCUGAAGAAGACGAUGAUAUUGAAAUGCUUCCAGCAGUUGGUGCUCCAGCUGGGAAGAAAAGAAAAUUGUCUGAAGACUCAAAUUUUGCUGGUUCAGAUCUUCCUAGCGUUGUUGAUGAUAGUGAAGCUAUUGCAAUGCUCGAUGAAAAUGGGGAAAGGAAGAAAAAGAGGGUGCAAUAGUUAUCAUCAUCACAAUGGCUGGAUUUUUUCCAAUGACUUAUUUCUGUUUAACUUGACACCGUUUAGCUGAAGGGUAACUCUUUUACUGCCUGUAAAUCUACAACUCUCUUCCCGUCUUUUAGGAACUUCAAUUUUUGACCUGUGAUGAAGCACCAAUCAGAAGCAUAUGCUUUCUUACUUGAUGGUUUUUGGUGUCUUGUAGACAGUGUAAAAAGAACAGUUAACGUUGGUUUGGUAGGUUGUAGUUCAAACUAUCAUUGUUAUUCGUUUUGUUUGCUUUCUUUGUCUAUAACGAAGGUAAAAAAUAUAGAGGGGGACCAACAUAUGCAAAAAUAUAAGAGUGUAAACCUUCUAUCUCGUAAUGAAAUUAUGUUUAUUUUGCC